Molecule: messenger RNA, 2110 nt
Organism: Morone saxatilis (striped sea-bass)
Lineage: Eukaryota; Metazoa; Chordata; Actinopteri; Moronidae
Exons: 13
Coding region: 212-1852 (546 amino acids)
Molecular function (GO): protein binding
Source: RefSeq, a predicted model, not a curated record
CGUUUAGCCUUUUGUCAACAUCCGGCGACACGUCUCCUCAACACACCGCUGAGCCGGAGUCCGAUGCAUCUUUAUUUAUUUAGACUUUUCAUUAAAAGGCGAUGUUGUAUCUUUGACACGCUGCGACCAGCUGAGAGUGAGUCGUGUGCGGGGUUUUAAAAGUGUGGUCAGGGGUUUGGAUUGGGCGCUUUAGACCAGCCCAGAGCUUCAAAUGGGGGAGGUGAGGAAGCUGCAGAAGAAGUUGAGACAGAUUGAGAAUCUGGAAAUAAAAAUCAGUCUUACCCCUGAGGAGAGAUUCAAGAUCUCCAGGAAGGCGGAGCUGCGUUCCAGAUUGGCUGCGCUUCAGCUGCAGCUUUCUGGCCCGCAGCAAACUCUGGGGAUUGUGGGAGACGGAAAAAAGGAGAAGAUGAAAAGACAAGUAGAGGAUGCCCCUGAGGCCCUUCCAUCACAAACGCCUCCAGCCUCCAAGAUCCUUAAGGGAGAAGAGAAGUCCAAAGCUCAAGCAACGCCAGUACCGGCUGCCAGGCAGAGGGAGACGGGAGGGGGAGCAGAGACAGGCAGACAGCGGGAAAGGACAGAGCCGGCCAGAGUGUCAGAUCACUGCCGGGACACUCACAACGAGCAGCAACUGCGACAGGAAGACGCUGAAUUUACAUCCCUCAAAUCAUCUUGGGAGAAGGCAAAGUUUCGCUUGAGGCUGUUGGAGGGUCACAAUGACAUAGUCACCUGUGUGGUUGCCGUUGACAACCUGGUGGUUUCUGGAAGCCGAGACACGACGGUGAAGGUGUGGCACGUUCCCACGGCAACGGAGCACAAGAACCUGGGGGGUCACACCGGUGGGGUCACCUGUCUGUCUGCUCCUCCCCCUGAGUACUGCAAGAGGCUCGCCUGGUCCCUGUCUUUGUCCGACAAGGAGAGGUUUAUUUUGAGUGGCUCGGCAGACUGCUACGUGAAGAUCUGGGCCCUGAGCAUCGGGCAGUGUGUUAAGUCCAUCUACACAUUCAACGCUGUGACUGCACUCUGCUUUGUGCCAGAAGAAGAUGGCUACAUCAUCACUGGGUCAGACGGGGGGAAAGUUCAAGCCUGGAGCUGGCACACUUUCGAAAACUGCCAGUCAAUCAAUGCUCACCAGGAAGCAGUCACCUCUGUCCAGUCUCAGGGUCCGCUGGUGUUCAGCGGCUCGGCCGAGGGAGGGGUGUCUGUGUGGGAGAACCGAUGUACGGAUCGAGACCCUCUGAAGCUGCUACACCACUGGAGCGACCAGGUGACGGGCUGCGGAGGGGGGCCAGGCGGGCGUCUAACCCUCAGCCCGCGGGGAGACAGAGUGUUCCUGGCUUACGGUCGAGCCUGGCUCAAGAUCCUGCACUGGAGGACCGGAACGAUGUCCAGACUGACCAAUCACAGCAGCAUCACCGGGGUAACAGAUUGCGCUCACCAGACAGGAGGCCUCCUAAUUGGCUCCUGCUAUGAUCUGGCGAAUGGAGAGAGCUCGCUAAAUUUAUUCUGUCUGCCUCAGUGUCGGUACCUGGCCUCUCUGACCUGGGCCGAUGCUCCCAGAAUCCUCUGCUUUGCAGCAUGGACCACAGGGAGCGGAGACCACCGGUGGGUCACUGGAGGUCGCGACCUCAUCGUAUGGGAGCAGCUCCCCAGUUCUGGGAAGCAGAGGGGUGACAUCACAGUAAAGAGAGACAGUCGAUUGGAGUCCUGCUUGCUGGAGUCCGAGGGGGACACAGAAGAUGAUGAGACUGAUGAUUGUGAGGAUGAUGAUGACAACGAUGAAGCAGGAGACAGCCGGUGUGAUGGUGCGGAGGAUGCAGGGUCCGGCUCGUGGCUGCGUUGCGUUCUCCAGUGAGUGCCGGUUUUCUCACGCUGAGGACACCACGGCCUGCAGCCAUGAAGAGGAAAUUAGAGUGAGGGAGCGUAGUGACAGCGAAGGAGGGUGCAGGGGAGUGAAGUGUGACAGACUGAGUGUCAGUGUCGGAGGGGGAGCAUAUGGAUGGAGAAAGCGAGUGUGUGUGUGUGUAUGUGUGAGUGGUAGGCAGAUUGUUUUCUAUGUAAAUAUUAUUUCCACACACAAUAAAGCUGUCACAAUGUGACUCUCACCUCCAAA